Salvia miltiorrhiza (redroot sage) is the source of this 1826-nucleotide messenger RNA. RefSeq names its product putative late blight resistance protein homolog R1A-10. The transcript has 4 exons. The record is from RefSeq and is a predicted model, not a curated record. Bases 256 to 1575 code for a protein of 439 amino acids. NCBI's taxonomy places the organism in Eukaryota, Viridiplantae, Streptophyta, Magnoliopsida, Lamiales, Lamiaceae. Gene Ontology annotation, molecular function: ADP binding; alpha-tubulin binding. Gene Ontology annotation, biological process: defense response to other organism; protein folding.
GUUUUUGUUCUUAAUUAGUAGUAUUAUUUAGUUAUUAAGUGACAAAUCUAAUCUGUAACAGCAGCCCUAAUCCGCAGCGCCGCCAGUUACUUCCUUCAUCCAUCUUAUUCCGGCGACGACCGUACAAACCCAGCUGCUGGCGCCGCCGUCUCUACUCUAUCAGAGUUGCUUUUAAGCUUCGUUUUGGAGGAAAAUUGCAGAGCUAAGCAAAUUUCAUUGCAACAAUCAAUCGUAUUCUCAGCUGAUAAUUUGAGUAUGGCGGCUUUUGGUGCAGCGAUGUCUCUCAAGAAUACGAUUGAGCGUAUUCUACAAUCGUCUGGCAUUUCUCUGGUUUCCCACUCUCCACAAAUCCUACAACCUGCCUACCACGAGAUGGAUCGCUUGAGGACUGCUUUGCUGUUAAUUGACAUCACCAGCUGCAGCAAGAUCAGGACGGAGGUGAAUGGUGUGGAUGAACGAAUCAAAGAGGCAGUUUGGGAAUUUGAAGAUUUACUCGAAUCCCAUGUCUUACAUCAGAUUCUUCCACAACUCGAAAGCGAGAGAGACAACUUGUCAUUCUCGGUAGAUCUGCAGAGUCUGCAACACCAUGUUGAUUGCUUCGUCGAGAAGAUGAAGAUGAUGGAGAAAGAGUACAUCAUUGAAAUAAAAAAUAUGGCUGAAGAAGAAGGGGAGCCUAUUUCCUCAAGAAUUGAUAUUGUUGGAGUGGUCAAUUCAAAUCUGCUUAGGGUUGGAACAUAUCAUCAUUUUGAAAAAGUGAGAAAGUGUCUUCUUGAAGAAAAUAACUAUGAAACCUAUUCCAUUAUUGGGAUGGCGGGCGUUGGAAAGACAUCUCUUGCUGUGCAUAUUUUUCAAGAUUCAUCAAUUCGAAGCCAUUUUGAGUUUCGAGCAUGGGUCGAAGUGGGCAGAAAAUGCGAAUCCAAUGAAUUGUUACGAUGCGUUCUAGCUCAAGUGGAUCCCAACACUUACCAUCACCUUACCCAAGAUGAUGAUGAUGAGGCAGAGUUAGUUGGAAUCUUGAAAGAAAGUUUGAAGGGUAAGAAAUGUCUCAUCGUGUUGGAUGAUGUUUGGGAGAUACAAGCAGCAAAUCACUUGAGAAAUUGCUUGGAAGAAGAGAAUAUUGUUGGAAGGAUUCGAUUCUUACUUACAAGUAGAAAACAAAUUAUACUCACAAAGAAUGCGCUUGUUGAAAGAAUGCGCUUGUUGAAUGUGAGAGAAAGUAAGCAAUUACUUGGUGAGAUGGUAUUUGGUGAAGAGGGUUUCCCUCCUCAACUUGAGGAGUUGGGAGAGAAGAUUGCCAAGAAAUGUGACGGUCUUCCUCUUAUGAUAGUCACGGUUGCCGAGCUUCUAUCAAAAGCCGACAAGACCCCAGAAUACUGGACUGAGGUACUCGUCAAACAACAUAGUUCAGUCUUCGUGGAUGCAUAUAAUCAAAUAUCCGAGCAACUCGAUUUACCGGAUGAUCAGUCUUGUAUCAAGACCAUUGAAUUAGUGGAGUGCAAUCCUUUAGGUGUGGCUUGUGCCAAUCAAUUAAAGCAUAAGUUUUCCUUUAAACUUACCACUCGUUCAUCUUUCUGAGCUCAAGGGACUUUGCAACUCGCGUGACAGGCAAAUGAGAGAGCUAAAGGGCUCAGACGCCGCGUUAUCCCAUAAUUUAGAUUGUGUUACGACAUUGUCGUCUGAAUUUAAGGAUUGUAACUUGCUUUGGAUUUUUUCGAGUGUUAUGAAACAUGAGUUGUGACUUAUGUAUGUUGUUUGUAAUAGAAAUUGUUGUAAGUUGGAUUUGUGUGAAAGCAUUACUUGUUAUGCAUGAUUUCACUUUGUUUUGA